This is a messenger RNA of Odocoileus virginianus texanus, 3154 nucleotides long. The record is from RefSeq and is a predicted model, not a curated record. Lineage: Eukaryota; Metazoa; Chordata; Mammalia; Artiodactyla; Cervidae.
GAUGCGGCCUCCCUUGGUGUUUCGCGCAUCUGCGCAGUUGGUAUUAUUGUGACUGUCGGGCCGUGGCCCCGGAUGUUGUGGCUGCCGGGGGGAGAUGGCGGAGGCAGAGGGGGUGGCCGAGGCCCCAGGCCCAGCCUCGGGUCAGAUUUUCAAGGGUCGCAGCUGUAUGUCUGGCUCCUGGGAGCGGGACCAGCAGGUUGAGGCGGCGCAGCGGGCCCUGGUGGAGGUGCUGGGGCCUUACGAGCCUCUGCUGAGCCGAGUGCAGGCAGCCCUGGUGUGGGAGCGGCCAGCCAGGAGCGCCCUGUGGUGCCUGGGGCUGAACGCGGCUUUCUGGUUCUUUGCCCUGACAUCCCUUCGUCUUGUGUUUUUACUUGCAUUCAGCUCAAUGAUCAUUGUGUGUAUAGAUCAAUGGAAGAACAAAAUCUGGCCUGAAAUAAAAGUGCCAAGACCCGACGCGUUAGACAAUGAGAGCUGGGGCUUUGUGCACCCUCGGUUGCUCAGCGUGCCCGAGCUCUGCCACCACGUAGCUGAAGUCUGGGUUAGUGGGACCAUUUUCAUAAGGAAUCUUUUGCUUUUCAAAAAGCAAAACCCAGGCAAGUUCUGCUUGCUGAGCUGUGGGAUACUGACCUUUUUGGCUGUCUUGGGCCGCUACAUCCCUGGGCUCCUGCUCUCCUACUUAAUUCUUGUCACUGUCAUGAUGUGGCCCCUCGCUGUGUACCACCGACUGUGGGACCGAGUGUACGUAUGGCUGAAGCCCGCGCUGCAGCGGCUAGACUUCAGUGUUCGUGGCUACAUGAUGUCCAGGCAGAGAGAGAGGCAAUUGCGGCGCAGAGCUCUCCACCCAGAGCAUGCUGUGGACAACCACAGUGACAGCGAGGAGGAGCUUGCUGCCUUCUGUCCUCAGCUGGAUGAUUCCACUGUUGCCAGGGAACUCGCCAUCACAGACUCCGAGCACUCGGAUGCUGAGGUCUCCUGUACAGACAACGACCUAGAUGGUCACAGUGAUCCAGAGGAAUCCUUUGCCAGAGACCUUCCAGACUUCCCUUCCAUUAACGUGGAUCCUGCUGGCCUGGAUGAUGAGGACGAUACCAGCAUUGGGAUGCCCAGCUUGAUGUACCGGUCCCCACCAGGGGCCGAGGAGUCUCAGGACCCCCCUGCCAGCCGGGAAGAGGCCGCACUGCCGGAGCUUUUGCUUGGUGCCCUGCCUGCAGGAUCCAACCUCACCAGCAACCUUGCUAGCCUGGUUUCGCAGGGCAUGAUCCAGCUGGCCCUGGCAGGGGCCUCCCAGCCAGGCCCGUCUGGCCCACCUCCCCGGAGAGCCGCCAGAGGUGUCCUCAGGGCACCCAGUUCAGACCUGGACACUGAUGCUGAGGGGGAUGACUUUGAACUUCUGGACCAGUCAGAGCUGAAUCAGCUGGACCCUGCCAGUUCCAGGAGCCACUGAGGAGAGACUUCCUUUGGGGGGUCACUGUGGUUUAAGUUUUUUUUUCUCCCCAUUCCACUUAAGGUGAAGGGGCAAGGGAAGAACCCAGGUCCCACCUUCUGAAUUAUAUAUGUAUGCACAGUGGCCUGGUUGAUGCUCAGAGGCCUACUGAGAGAGGAUACUCACUCCCUUGCUAUCAGCUGGAUGCUGAUAUCUGAGCUCAAGUCACCGAAGUGAGAGUGUGCUCCCUUGAGGGACACUUCUCUCCAUCAGGAUGGUGGUACUUUCGGGGAACAAAGUAGUCAGGGGUAUUGGUUCCCUUUUGAGGGGAUGCUGCUGUGUGCUUCUAGGUCUGGAUGCUCAGAGGCCCUCAGUGAACAGAUCCCUUCCCUUCCUUCCCCUGUUUAUCAUCUCCCUAGAGCUCCAAGUCAGGCAGCUGGAAGAGGUUAACUGUCCUCUUUUGCUAAGCCAUGGUUGAUUUGCCUUUUUCUAAGCAAACUUGUCCUUUGGUUCUGCAGAGCAGGCCUGCUCCCCUUGCCUCAGCCCAUCCUCAUUUCUUGAGGCCUACCCCCUAGUGCUUCAGAAUCUUGCUUGUGAAGUUUUAGAAUGUGAACAUGAGGUGUGGGUGGGCUUCUUCCACAUUACUUUGGGCUGUGGGGUAGCGGGGUGGGAGGGUGAACGCCUCUGUAGCUCCCCGACUCACUCAUUGUUUUGGAGCUGGUUAUUUUUGGUGCUGCUAACCCCUGGCUCCAUUUGCCCAUCAGCCUGAGCAACGAGCAAAGCAAUACCAUACCAUUCCAUACCCAUUUCCGUGUUCCCGUUCCUUCCCCUGCUCCUCCUCUGGAGAAGCAAUAAUCCCACACAGGCGAUGUCAGAGUAGCACUUUACAGACGGCUCAGUGGCAUUCAUCCCAGGAGCCACCAGCUCUUCACCCCUGUUCAGCUCCUUUAAUAAUUUUGUUUUCAACUGCUUCCCAGUUUGGCAGGGCCUCUUUUAAGAUGAGCCCAGUUAGCAAGAAUUUGCCUGUAAUCAGCAGAGACCCCUGUAUGGGGUAUCUAUAUGCUACUGCCCCUAGUAAAAAUCAUGUGAGACAAAAACAAAAUGAUCAUUAGUUUUAAACCCAUGCCUCCCCAAUCGAGCUCAAGCUGAAUUCUCCUAAUCAUCUUUCCCUCCACAUAAAUUAACCCUUUGCUGAUCCUCAGGGACCACUCCCCCCAACACCCCGCACCUGGGUGAUGGAUGUUGGACAGAGCCCGUUUUCACGUGCUGCAGGUGGGAGUGCACUAAUGUGUUUGCUUUUGGUUGACGGAGAAGGUAGAGGCCAAGGAGUGAAAAUAGUCAACGGUGAGAGGAGAGAAGAGCUUGGUGUCUGAUUCAGUCACUUCCCUUUGUGUGAAGUUUAGAGAACCAGCCUCUCCCCCACUUUUAGGGUUCUCAGACAGACUUUGGACACCUCUCUUCUCAGAGCCCAGAUGUCUUACAGGUGAGCUCUGAUGUGGAAGAAAACAGGAGGUGUGGGAAAGGAGUGGGAUUUUGUGUGUUUGCAUGAGUGUGUGUAGCUUCAAGCCUUGGGAGUUGGCAGGAGGGAGAAAAGGAAGGAGAGCAAAAUCUUUGGAAGGUGUUUUUUGUACCUGCAGAUCCUGCUCUGAAUCUCCUUAGUCCUCCACUGUGAAUCCGGAUGGGGAUGAGGGUGGGAGGGGUGCUGGGGAAUAAAUCUUGUAUGAGAACAAC